UUUUUUUUUUUUUUUUUUUUCCUCCAGCAGUUAAAAUGAAAAAAAUCAAGCAAGAAAAACAUUCCUUAAAUACAGAAGUGAAAAAAAAGAAAAGAAAGGAUAUGAUGGCUAAAGCAGCAGCUAAUUAUAUAGAUAGCAAACUCCAUAUUGAGAAUAAAUAUGCUUCCUUAAUUUCGCUUAUUGACACAAUUUAUCCACCUUUAAUGUGUACUCAAUGUGAUACAGUGUCGCCCUCCAGAAGCGCAUCGAAUCAUCAUUUUAAAGAAAGCCACAAGAAAAAGGCACGAUAUCUUUGUAUACACCCUCACUGUGAACAAAGUUUUAUAUCGCGGGGAGCUUUACGUUUUCAUAUUUCACGUUCACAUUUGGUUAAUUACUCAAGAAAGCCAUUACCUGAUCCACCUUUUUUAACAUUAAACAUCAACAACCUCAACAAGACAAUACAGAACCCACCCAAACCUUCCAGCAUUAUUCCACCAAAAAAAAUAUCACCUAAAAAAGAAAAGAUAUUUACAUCACGAUUAUCUAUGGAUGAUUUGACACCUUCUCCUCCACCUUCACCAUUUUCAUUAUAUCACUCUAGAAAAAAUUCCCCCAACAAAAAACCAACACUGUCUCCAAGUGCAGAGAGUUUUUUAAAUACAAUGUAUCCACCUUUACAAUGUCCAUCCUGUUUACAAGUAUUCAAUCGAAAAACAAAUGUUAUUAAACAUUUAACCGAAGCUCACUUGGGUCAAGAACCUUAUCGUUGUAUAUAUCCAAAAUGUGCUCAUCCAAGAUUAUAUGCUACUCGUGAAGGUUUAGUUUAUCAUAUUGUACGUGUUCAUGAUGAUGAAUCACAAAUAAAAAAAUAAUCUUAUAAUAAUAAAAAUAUCUUUCAAGCUGUCCAUUUUAAACAUCGAGUUUCUGUAUGUGUUGAUAAACAUUUCGUUGAACAAUAUUUCAUACCACAUCUCAGACACUUGUAAUCGCUGGCGAAUCCACAUACUGAACAAAACCGUCUGGCUGGGUAUAUUGAAGGUGAGACUUGACAGGUUUGAUAACAAUGGGCCGUUACUGGACUUUCUUCUAAAAGGGAAUUGAGGUUGGUCUUUGUUGAGUAUAUGUUAUGUCCCCUCGCUGUUCUUGAUUUACGUGAAGUGCCUUACAAAAAAAAACAUUUUCAGCUUUCAUAACAACCAAUGUUUAAUUUUUUUUUUUGUCUACCUUCAUCCUCUUGCGCUGAUAA
This is a messenger RNA of Mucor mucedo, 1228 nucleotides long. RefSeq lists its product as uncharacterized. The transcript has 2 exons. Gene Ontology annotation, cellular component: nucleus. The record is from RefSeq and is a predicted model, not a curated record. The coding region runs from base 36 to 854 and encodes 272 amino acids. NCBI's taxonomy places the organism in Eukaryota, Fungi, Mucoromycota, Mucoromycetes, Mucorales, Mucoraceae. Gene Ontology annotation, biological process: regulation of transcription by RNA polymerase II.